UCUACUACAGGCAGCGAUAGCUGAUACGUCAUCGUCGUUGGUUAAUGGUUAUGUUUGUCGGCGUGUGUGCAGUGUGUUGCUGCUCGUCAUCAUCCCACUGCUAGACCAGCGUCUAUACCAUAAUACAGGAACAUACAAGAAGAAGAAAAAACGAGUAAGGACAACCAUUUCUUAGGUACGGCACACACGGCAGUCGUCACUCCGUAUCGUUCAUUCAGUAAUCAGUACACGGCAAUAACGGUUAUUAUUAUUGUCAUUAAAACUUAUUACUUAUUACAUAUUAUUAUUAUUAUUAAUAUUAUUUUUAUUAAAUUGUAAAUUCGUACAGAUAACAAAUGAUGCCGAAUAGGUACACAGAGAGACCCGGCUCGUUAACGGGUUUUCGAAUUUCGUUAUAAAUUAUAAUUUUUUAAUUUUUUUUUUAAAUUUAUUUAUUUCAAAAAAGUUCUUUUUUUAAAUUUAUUAACAAUUUUUGUAUUAAAUUUAAUUUUUCCUGCCGAGUGCCGUGUACGAGACGUAAGCGUGUGAAUAGUUUUUGUGACGUUAUCUACCACAACUGUCGCAACAAUGGACAUGGAUUUAGACAGAUCGGAUCCGUUCAUGAAAUACCUAGCUGUUGAUCGCAACAAGCUCAACGAUCAACCCACACAAGCCGAAUGGACUCAAAAACGCUUGGUGUGGGUGCCUCACGAAACGCAGGGUUUUGUGGCAGCCGGUAUCAAAGGCGAACGUGGUGAUGAAGUUGAAGUAGAAAUCGCGGAGACUGGCAAACGUGUAUUGGUCGACAAAGAUUCUAUCCAAAAAAUGAACCCUCCUAAGUUCGAUAAAAGUGAAGACAUGGCAGAGUUGACUUGCCUCAACGAAGCUUGCGUUCUUCAUAAUAUUAAAGACCGAUACUAUUCUGGAUUAAUUUAUACUUAUUCUGGUCUGUUUUGUGUGGUCGUCAAUCCGUACAAGAGGUUACCAAUCUACACCGAAGACAUUAUGGAGAGAUACAAAGGCAGCAAGCGACACGAAGUACCUCCCCACGUAUUCGCAGUUACUGACACCGCUUAUCGGUCAAUGUUACAAGACCGAGAAGAUCAAUCUAUACUGUGUACCGGAGAGUCGGGCGCCGGCAAGACCGAGAACACGAAAAAAGUAAUACAAUACCUAGCGUACGUGGCGGCUUCCAAACCCAAAGGAAUGAUUCAACACGCCUCGCCCGGUCCUGCUUUAAUCGUUGGCGAACUUGAACAACAGUUGUUGCAAGCUAAUCCAAUUUUGGAAGCUUUUGGAAAUGCUAAAACUGUUAAAAACGACAAUUCUUCCAGAUUUGGUAAAUUUAUCCGUAUUAAUUUUGACGCGUCCGGUUUCAUUGCUGGCGCUAAUAUUGAAACAUACUUGUUGGAAAAAUCCAGAGCCAUACGACAGGCUAAAGAUGAACGUACAUUCCAUAUCUUUUACCAAUUGCUUAGUGGUGCAACGACUGAACAAAAAAAGGAAUUUAUUCUUGAAGAUCCUAAGACUUACAACUUUCUUACAAACGGCAACCUACCUGUGCCUGGUGUUGAUGAUGCUGCUGAGUAUAAAGAGACCGUUAAUGCUAUGAAUAUCAUGGGAAUGACCACUGAAGAUUAUUCUGCCAUAUUCCGAAUUGUAAGUGCUGUCAUGUUAUUUGGAAACAUGCAGUUUAAACAAGAGCGUAACAGCGACCAAGCAACUUUACCCGACAACACUGUAGCACAAAAAGUGGCUCAUUUGUUGGGUUUGUCUAUCACUGAGAUGACCAAAGCUUUUCUCAAACCUCGUAUUAAAGUUGGUAGAGAUUAUGUAGUCAAAGCUCAAACUAAAGAACAAGUUGAAUUUGCCGUGGAAGCUAUUUCUAAAGCAUGUUAUGAACGUAUGUUCCGUUGGCUUGUACAUCGCAUUAAUCGUUCUUUGGAUCGUUCAAAGAGACAGGGUGCUUCAUUUAUUGGUAUUUUGGAUAUGGCUGGUUUUGAAAUCUUUGAAUUGAACUCAUUUGAGCAAUUGUGCAUAAAUUACACCAAUGAAAAAUUACAACAGCUUUUCAACCAUACUAUGUUUAUUUUGGAACAAGAAGAGUACCAAAGAGAAGGUAUUGAAUGGAAAUUCAUUGAUUUUGGGUUAGAUCUUCAACCGACUAUCGAUUUAAUUGACAAACCAAUGGGAAUUAUGGCUUUAUUGGAUGAAGAAUGUUGGUUCCCAAAAGCUACAGACAAAUCUUUUGUAGAAAAGCUAAUGUCUGCUCAAGGUGUCCAUCCGAAGUUUAUGAAAACUGAUUUUAGAGGCGUCGCUGAUUUUUCAAUAAUACAUUAUGCCGGUAAAGUCGAUUAUUCUGCUCGCAAAUGGUUGAUGAAGAACAUGGACCCAUUGAACGAAAACAUUGUACAACUUCUCCAAACUUCUCAAGAUCCGUUUGUUGCCCACAUUUGGAAAGAUGCUGAAAUCGUUGGCAUCGCUCAUCAAGCUCUUAGCGACACACAAUUUGGAGCACGCACCAGGAAAGGAAUGUUCCGCACAGUGUCGCAAUUAUACAAAGAACAAUUGAACAAACUCAUGGUUACUUUGAGAAACACAAACCCCAAUUUUGUGAGGUGUAUUAUUCCAAAUCAUGAAAAACGAGCAGGUAAAAUCGAGGCGCAACUAGUGUUAGACCAAUUGCGAUGCAAUGGAGUGUUAGAAGGUAUAAGAAUUUGCAGACAAGGAUUCCCCAAUCGUAUUCCUUUCCAGGAGUUCAGGCAACGAUAUGAGUUGCUCACUUCAAAUGCUAUACCUAAAGGUUUUAUGGACGGUAAAAAAGCAUGUGAAAAAAUGAUAAAAUCCCUUGAACUCGAUUCAAACCUCUACAGAGUCGGACAGUCAAAAAUAUUCUUUAGAGCAGGUGUCCUAGCUCAUUUGGAAGAAGAGCGCGACUUCAAAAUUUCUGACCUUAUUGUUAAUUUCCAAGCUUUCUGCAGAGGAUAUUUAGCACGAAGAAACUAUCAAAAACGUUUACAACAGUUGAACGCCAUUCGUAUCAUACAACGUAAUUGUUCUGCAUAUUUAAAACUCAGAAAUUGGCAAUGGUGGAGAUUGUACACAAAAGUAAAGCCAUUGUUGGAAGUUACCAAACAAGAAGAAGUUUUAUCAGUCAAGGAAGAAGAAUUAAAGGCGGUCAAAGAAAAGUUGGAAACCCAACAACGUGGGGUCGUUGAACUUGAGAAAAAAUACCAAACAGCAGUUGAUGAGAAAAACGCUUUGGCUGAACAACUGCAAGCCGAAGUAGAAUUGUGCGCUGAAGCUGAAGAAAUGAGAGCAAGGCUGGCUGCUAGAAAAUCAGAACUGGAAGACAUAUUACAUGAUUUGGAAGCUAGAAUUGAAGAGGAAGAAGAAAGAUCUAGCUUGUUAUCUCAAGAAAAAAAGAAAUUACAACUUAACAUAAGUGAUUUAGAAGAGCAGUUAGAGGAAGAAGAAGGUGCUCGUCAGAAACUUCAAUUGGAACGAGUACAAACUGAUGCUAAACUCAAGAAAUUGGAAGAAGAUCUUGCACUGGCAGAAGAUACCAAUGUUAAACAAGCAAAAGAAAAGAAGGUUUUGGAAGAAAGAGCUGCCGAUUUAGCUCAAACUCUGGCCGAAGAAGAAGAGAAAGCUAAACAUUUAGCCAAGCUUAAAGCUAAACACGAGUCAUCUAUUGCAGAACUCGAAGAGCGUCUGUUAAAAGACAAUCAACAACGACAAGAAAUGGAUCGUACCAAGAGGAAAGUUGAAACAGAGGUUAAUGAUUUGAAAGAGCAACUGAACGAAAAGAAAGCUCAAGUAGAAGAUCUACAGCUUCAAUUGGGAAAACGAGAAGAAGAAUUAACACAAGCGUUCAUGAGAAUAGAUGAGGAAGCUGCCAGCAAAGCUCAAUCCCAAAAAGCGCUUAGAGAACUGGAAUCUCAACUUGGGGAGCUCCAAGAAGACCUCGAAGCCGAACGUACAGCUAGGAGUAAAGCAGAAAAACAAAAACGUGAUUUGAAUGAAGAACUUGAAGCUUUGAAACACGAGCUUUUGGAUUCUUUGGAUAUUACUGCUGCACAACAUGAACUAAGAGCUAAGCGUGAACAAGAGUUGGCUACUUUAAAGAAAUCAUUGGAAGAGGACACCCAGUCGCAUGAAAUUAUUAUUACUGAAAUGAGACACAAACAUAGUCAAGAGAUAUCUGUUAUAAACGAACAAAUAGAAUCAUUAAAAAAAUCAAAAAGUCAAUUAGAAAAGACCAAACAGACACUCGAAGCUGAAAAUGCCGAUCUCGCUGCUGAACUUAAAACGUCUGUUUCUUCUAAAUCCGAAUUGGAAAGAAAACGCAAAAUUGCCGAAUCUCAACUUAGUGAAACCCAAAGUAAACUUGCCGAGUCCGAGCGAUCUAAAAAUGAAUUGCUCGACAGAUUGUCCAAAAUCAGUAAUGAGUCUGAGUCAAUUGUUAAUCAACUGGAAGCUGCAGAGCUCAAAGCUUCAGCCGCAGAAAAAGCUGCUGGUACAAUGGAAACACAACUACAGGAAACUCAGACACUUCUCGAAGAAGAAACUAAAUUAAAAUUGUCACUUAACUCGAAACUGAAACAAAUUGAAAGCGAAAAAGAAACUUUGCAAGAACAAUUAGAAGAAGAAGAAGAGUCCAAAAAAAAUAUGGAAAAACAAAUCGUAGCCCUCAAUUUGCUUAUUACUGAAACUCGAAAGAAAAUGGAGGAAGAAGCUGAGCAAAGCGCAGUCAUAGAAGCUUCAUACAAAAAAGUCAUCAAGGAUGUUGAAGUGCUGCAAAGACUAAUUGAGGAACUGCAAGCCACCAAUGAUAAAUUAGAAAAAUCUAAAAAGAAAUUACAAUCUGAGUUGGAUGACAUAAACAUUGAUUUGGAAGCACAAAGGUCUAAAGUCAUUGAGCUAGAGAAGAAACAAAGAAUAUUUGACAAGACUCUCGCUGAAGAAAAGGCCGUCUCGGAACAAAUGGUCAUUGAACGCGAUACGGCUGAACGUGAAGCUCGAGAAAAAGAAACACGCGUUCUUUCCCUUACCAGAGAAUUGGAUGAACUAAUGGUUAAAGUAGAAGAACUGGAAAGAGGCAAAAGAACUUUGCAAAACGAGUUGGAUGAACUGAUCAAUAACCAAGGAACAGCCGACAAAAACGUGCACGAAUUAGAAAAAGCCAAGAGAAUAUUAGAAUCACAACUUGCUGAAAUACGCAUACAAAAUGAAGAUUUGGAAGACGAGCUGCAAAUAACCGAAGAUGCUAAACUCAGACUGGAAGUGAACAUGCAAGCAUUACGAGCCCAAUUUGAACGAGACUUAGUUGCUAAAGAGGAACAGAGCGAAGAAAAGCGCCGAGGUCUCCUGAAACAAAUUCGUGACAUUGAAGCUGAACUAGAAGACGAGAGAAAACAGAGAGCUUCCGCUGUUGCUGGUCGCAAGAAAAUCGAAGCCGACUACAAAGAUAUGGAACAACAACUGGACAUGCACAAUAAACUUAAAGAAGAUGCUUUGAAACAAUUAAAGAAAUUACAGGCUCAGUUGAAGGACGCUACUCGUGACGCCGAAGAAGCCAGAACAUCUCGAGAUGAACUUUCAGCAACUGCUAAAGAAACUGAACGUAAAUUGAAGUCAGUGGAAGCUGAAUUAUUGUUGUUGACUGAAGAGCUGUCUGCAUCGGAACGAGCCAGACGUGUUGCUGAAAGCGAACGUGACGAUUUAUUGGAAGAUAUGAACAGCAAUUCAAACAAAGGCACGCUGAUGGUCGACGAGAAACGUCGUUUGGAAGCUAGAAUUUCAGCUUUGGAAGAAGAACUCGAAGAAGAACAAACUAACUCAGAAGUUUUAAGUGAACGCAGCAGAAAAGCAUUGAUACAAAUGGAACAGCUAAAUUCAGAUUUGGCAAAUGAGCGAUCAUCGACCCAAAAAUUAGAGACCACUAGAAUGUUGUUAGAAAGGCAGAACAAAGAACUCAAAACCAAGUUAACAGAAAUAGAAACUAAUCAACGAGUCAAAACGAAGGCAGCUAUCUCCAACUUGGAGUCUAAAAUUGUUAACCUCGAAGAACAAUUGGAAUCUGAAGCCAAGGAAAGACAAUUGCAACAAAAGGCUAACCGUAAACUCGAGAAAAAGAUGAAAGAAAUUAUCAUGCAACUAGAAGACGAGAGAAGAACAGUUGAUCAAUAUAAAGAACAAGUUGAAAAGAGCAAUGCUAGAGUUAAGACCCUCAAGAGACAGAUUGAGGAAGCAGAAGAAGAGAUUAGUCGCGAAAAGCAUGCCAAGCGUAAGAUCCAACGAGACUUAGAUGAACUGCUGGAAUCCAACGAGUCUAUUUCUCGAGAAAAUAACAAUUUGAAGAGUAAACUCAGGCGUACCGGUGUUACCACAACAUCUAGAAUAGGAACUGCCGGUAGUAAACGUGGUUCAACAAUCGACGACUUAUCAGUCGUACACAGCUCACUAGAUGACUCGUUGGAAUCAAAUAAUGGAUCAAAUGAUACAAAUUCACUUGGUCCGUGAUUUAAAAUUAAUCAGUUCGAGUUGUGAUCAAUAGCUCAAUGAUAUGAACCAAACAUUUUUUUUAAUGAUUUUUUUUUUAAAUUAUUAUUUAUAUUUUUUUAAACGCUAACUUUUUGUGGCUGAGAUACAAUACUUGAAACAUUGUACUUAAUCAAUAGAAAAAAAUACUUUGAAAAUUUUAACGAUAACCGACCAUAUAGUUUUACAUGUAAUUAAACAAUUUUGUUUAAUUACUAAAUAAAAAAUAAUUAACGGUAUCAAA
Messenger RNA from Adelges cooleyi (spruce gall adelgid), 6766 nucleotides. RefSeq names its product myosin heavy chain, non-muscle-like. Gene Ontology annotation, cellular component: myosin complex. Gene Ontology annotation, molecular function: cytoskeletal motor activity; actin filament binding; ATP binding. The record is from RefSeq and is a predicted model, not a curated record. The transcript is spliced from 29 exons. Lineage: Eukaryota; Metazoa; Arthropoda; Insecta; Hemiptera; Adelgidae. Bases 568 to 6504 code for a protein of 1978 amino acids.